ACAGUAUGAACUAUAUAACGACAAGUAACACAUUCAUCGAUACACUUCAUCGUUGACACUCGACUGACCGAGUUCUAUUAUCAAAUUAAAAUGUCCUUCGUAAGAUUAAUCAUUUCUGCCCUCGCCCUUAUAGCUAGCUGUAAUGCUAGUGGCGUCGGACACAUCGCUCCUCUCUUCAAAUCAUUAUCAGUAGUCCGUGGCCGCUCCGGUGGCAGUAGCUCCUCCAGUGGUGGCGCGGGCUCCAGUGUUCGCAGCUCCUGCGCCUGCUCCAGUGUUCCCAGCACCUGCUCCAGUUUUUUCUGCGCCUGCUCCAAUUUUCCCCGCGCCUGCUCCGGUAUUCGCAGCGCCGGCUCCAGUGCUACCAGCGCCAGCUCCAGUAUUCGGAGCGCCCGCCCCAGUGCUCCCACCCCCAGCUCCAGUCUUCGCAGCACCAGCUCCCGUAUUACCGGCACCAGCCCCGGUAUUCCCCGCACCUACACCUAUAUUCCCAGCGCCAGUGUACCCAAGAAUAGCUCCAGCACCAGUUUUCGCUCGUGCCGUACCUGCGUUACAAGCAGCAGCAUUCUCACCUAUUUAUUGCUCAACGAAAUCAGUAGUGGUAUAAAACGUGACGAUGCCCUGGAGACGGCACAGUCCAUCGGAUUUUUCAGUGUAAUCACUUGUGAGCAGUCACACCACCCAAGCAAAAUGAUCGCCAAAUUCGUUGUUGUAUUCGCCCUCGCUGUGGCCGCUGCGAAUGCUGGAGCUAUCGCCCCGGCUGCGUUGGUCGCGCCAGUAGCUUCUGCUGCGGUUGUGGCUCCUUACGCCAGCUCUUACUCGGCUCAUGCCGUGAACCACGCCGUGGCUGCCCCAGUCGUCACAUCCCCUUACGUCGCUGCCGCCCCCUACGUCGCUGCCCCCGCCGCUGCCCCCUACGUAGCUGCCCCUGCUGCUGCUCCUCUAGUCGCCGCCCCCGCCGCUCCCUUCGUCGCACCAGCGUCACCCUACUUCGCCAGAUACCUAUCAGCCCCAUACAUUCUAUAAACGAAUUUGGUGAUAUCAUUGCCUAGUGACUUGCUCAGAUUAUAAUAUAAUGCUUCCUAGUUAUAUCGAUUAUGUAUUUUGUUGAUAUACAAAUUUAUACAUA
This is a messenger RNA of Spodoptera littoralis (African cotton leafworm), 1126 nucleotides long. The record is from the annotation of a GenBank genome assembly. NCBI's taxonomy places the organism in Eukaryota, Metazoa, Arthropoda, Insecta, Lepidoptera, Noctuidae.